AUGUCUGAACAGUUGCAGAACCCAGUUAUCUUGGUUAACGUGCUCCUGGGCUCCAGUUUCGUAACUGCGUUGUUGACCGGUUACGCCAAAUACGACGCCAGAUACUUGAGGGAUAAGUCGGACGCUGUCAUAUUAACAACGGUGGGUUCAAUCACGGCAAUACUUGCAUUGGAUACUGUAUUAUCCGUUAAAUAUUAUCCUAAAUUUGAUAAAAAAAAAUAA
Messenger RNA from Zygotorulaspora mrakii, 222 nucleotides. RefSeq names its product Om14p (gene OM14). Gene Ontology annotation, molecular function: nascent polypeptide-associated complex binding. The record is from RefSeq and is a predicted model, not a curated record. The transcript is spliced from 2 exons. Bases 1 to 222 code for a protein of 73 amino acids. Lineage: Eukaryota; Fungi; Ascomycota; Saccharomycetes; Saccharomycetales; Saccharomycetaceae. Gene Ontology annotation, cellular component: mitochondrial outer membrane.